AUGAGCCUGGUGAUGGAAUGCAUGGAAGGUGGUGAGCUGUUCAGCCGAGUUAUGGACCGCGAGGUCUUCCCGGAACGAGACGCAGCGCACACCGCCUGGCAGAUGCUCCUGGCGCUGAAUUACAUUCACAGCCAUGGGAUCGUCCACCGGGACAUCAAGUUGGAGAACUUCAUGUAUGCCCGGAAGGACACGGACCAUCUGAAGUUAAUCGACUUCGGCCUCAGCAAAGUGUGGGAGCCGAACACGAAGAUGGAGGCGAGCUCCGGGACGCUGGGUUACAUCGCGCCGGAGGUGUUGAACAAGACCUACAGCUCCAAGUGCGACUUGUGGUCUCUUGGGGUAAUUGUGUACAUACUCCUUUCUGGCUGCAUGCCCUUCGCAGGAUCAGAGCAACAUCAGAUCGUGUGCAUCAUGUCUGGAAUGUAUGACAUGGAAGAUGAGGAAUGGACGCCCGUUUCUGCUGCAGCCAAAGACUUUGUUCGAAAGCUGUUGGUGGUGGACCCUGCCAAACGAAUGAGUGCCGAUGAGGCUCUUGCGCAUGAGUGGAUUAAGGACAGGGAGCGAAUCCCUUCCGAGAGCUGCCGGGUGGAUCGCUCUGUCGUUGAUGCCCUGAGGAAGUUCGGGGAGGCCUCAAAGUUCAGGCGUGCCUGUAUGUCUCUGAUGGCUUGGUCGUUGACCCAUGAGGAGCGCAAGUCAGUCGUCGAUGCAUUUCUGGAGCUGGACACAUCUCGGAGAGGUACUAUCCGACUUCACGAGAUGCGAGACGUGCUGAGCCACUUUGACAUCACCGACCAGGAGGUCGCAGGGAUCUUCCACGCACUGGACUCCAGCCACUGUGACGAGGUGCACUACAGCGAGUUCCUCGCGGCUAUGGUCUCUUCUCGCAUUGCCAUGCAUGACCAGCUUCUUCGAUCGGCCUUCGCUCGCUUUGAUGUUGAUGGUCGUGGCUUCAUCUCCCGCGAGAGCCUUCAGAAGCUUUUGGGCGACUCCUUCGAAGGCGCUCCCGUCGGGGAGCUGCUUGCCGAGGUGGACCCAGAGCAGCAGGGCAGAGUGUCCUACGAGCAGUUCGUGUCAUACCUUCGCAGCGGCAGCGUGCAGGAAGAUCACAUGCACGUUGUGAACUCCGUUAUCGAUGGUGAACUCAAGCGCACUGGUGGCCCAGUCCAGGACGCCAUGGGCAGUCCACCCAAGCCGAUGAAGCGAAGACGUUGCAAGACAACAGCUGAGACGCCACCUUGA
Molecule: messenger RNA, 1239 nt
Organism: Symbiodinium necroappetens
Lineage: Eukaryota; Dinophyceae; Suessiales; Symbiodiniaceae
Source: the annotation of a GenBank genome assembly